AUGAAAUUUAAAUUAGCUAAUUCUAUAGAUUUAAAUUUUUUAAAUCAAAAGAAAUCCUCAAAUGUUGAAGAAGAAGAGAGCAUUUAUCAAGGUUCAAGCUCAAAUAGUUCGAGUCAAAUAUAGAAAAAGUCUCUAAUUAAAAAUCCUUAAAUUUAGAAUACAUCUUUAAAUAAAAAUUAAGAUAUGAAAUCAGCAACUUAUGGAGUUGUUCCAGCUAAUUAUUUUUAACAAAAAAAAUAAUAACUAGAUUUCAAUACUUAAAUUUUAAAAUAAAUUCCUGACUAGAAGAUUUUUUUUUUAGCAGGAGAUAUUAUCGUUGAAUUAAAAGGAGCUGAUCAACUAGAAAGAUGCUGGACAUAUUCAUAAUAUAGAAAUAUAGUGUAUAUGGAGAAAUAUUCCAAAGGAAUAUCAUUAGAAUUAGAAAGCGUUUAUCCUUAAAAAGACUUAGCAUAUAUAAUAUAAUGCUUGGAAAGCUUGUAAGACAAAGAUAGCUAUGAAUUCUCAGAAUAUUUAAAAAUACAUCAAAGAAUCAUUCAUAUGAUAAACUGUUAAAUGUUAGAAAUAUAGAAGUUCUACUCGAAUGGAGCAGAUGAUAUGCAAAUUUUAUUUAAUAAAAGAUCUGCUUACAGAAAUGCAUAGAGAAAAUAAAUAAUUAGUUAGCGUUGCAGCGAUAAUUAAUUCUAAAUGCUUGUGUCUAUCAGUCUUUCUUUUUAAAAUUCAACAAGCACAGCAUCAAAUAUUUUUAUGACGCACCCACUCAUUUCUAUUUUAGGAAUAGAAAGUGAGACUUCAACUUCUCUUAAUUAUUUAAAAUUCGCAAUAACUAAAGUUUUUAAUAAUAACUCAACAAAGCAAGUUAUGUUUUCAAGUUAAAAGGCUCACUCAUAAAAUAAAGCAGCAUUUGUAGUAAAAAUAGAAAAUUUUGAGAUUGAAUCUUUUGAUGAAAUUAAAAUAAUAUGCAAUAAAACAGUAGAAGCUAUUCCACUUAUUUAUCCUAGUGAACUAUAGUUUCCUAUUUUUACACAUUUAAAUAAUAGAGAGAUGUUUCUUCUAGUUAAUUAUCAUAUCGAUUUGUAAAAUAUUUAAAAUGUAAUGCAAAUCAGAAGGAGCUAAGUAUUUAAAUCACCUCAAUAAUAAAUAUUUCCUUAAAAUUAUUAGUACUAGAAUUUUAUAGAUUAUGAAUCAUUUAAUAAUACAAACUAAAAUUUGAAAUUUUUAGAGGCUUACUAUCAAUAGGAAUUAUUUAAUUUGUUAAAUUGA
Molecule: messenger RNA, 1260 nt
Organism: Tetrahymena thermophila SB210
Lineage: Eukaryota; Ciliophora; Oligohymenophorea; Hymenostomatida; Tetrahymenidae
Exons: 1
Source: RefSeq, a predicted model, not a curated record